CUUCCGCAUUUGCUUUCCUAAGCCCCAUUCUCCUCUGCGACGACGACGAAAUGUUUCGGUCCGCUUUAAACAAACUCACACGAACCCAAAACCCUAAUCUCUUCGUCAAAACCCUAGCUUCAAUUCUCUCAACCCAUCGCGAUGCCGUCUCCUCCUCCUCAUCAUCAGCAUCAAGCCCUAGCCUCUCGAUCUGGAGGAGGAAGAAGGAGAUGGGAAAAGAGGGGCUCUUCGUCGUCCACGAGAUCAAGAGAUUGGGAUCUGGGCCGAAACUCGAGCGAUUCAUGAAGUCUCACGUCUCUCGCCUCCUGAGGACCGAUUUGCUUGCGGUUCUCGCUGAGCUCCAGCGGCAAGAUCACGUCUUUCUCUCUAUGAAGAUAUAUGGAGUUGUAAGAAAAGAAAUUUGGUACCAUCCUGAUAUGUACUUCUACCGAGACAUGCUUUUCAUGCUUGCAAGGAACAAGAAAGCUGAGGAAGCAAAGCAGGUUUGGGCAGAUUUAAGGAAUGAGAGAGUCUUAUUUGAUCAGCAUACAUAUGGAGAUAUUGUAAGGGCCUUUUCAGAUGGAGGCUUAAUUUCUUUGGCCAUGGAGUUUUAUGAUGAGAUGAGGAGUUCUCCCGAUCCACCGCUCUCUUUACCGUUCAGGGUUAUCUUGAAAGGCCUCUUACCGUAUCCAGAUCUAAGAGAGAAAGUGAAAGAAGACUUUUUGGAGUUGUUCCCUGACAUGCUUAUAUAUGAUCCUCCUGAAGACCUGCUCGAUGAGCAGCACUAAGCAGGAUUCGUUAAGCGAGUUUUAACUUCACUUGAAGCCUACAACAUUUGCGAUCAUAAAGGAAAGUUCUCGCUCUUGAUGCAAGUGUCGGUUCGAUGUUACAGAUUAGAAAAUGAGAUUGAAGGAAUAUGGUUCAACAGUUUGAACCUAUUAACCUUUAAAUGAUGGACUCGUCAACAAAGGGCUGUUCUCUAACAAAUCCUAGAAGCCAUAGUGGAACUGGCAACUGCCUUCAGAUGGCAAGCGUUUUCAGUCUCUUUUUGAAGUUGAAAGUUUGACAUCUGAGGAAUGUUUUGUUACUUGUGAUGCUUCAAGCAAGAUCAAGUAAUGUAAGUUUGAGCAUUUCAUUUACAAGAGCAGGUCUAGGUAGCUCUUGUUUUUAUCGUACCAUCACCCUGGGAGUGUUAUGAUACCUGUGCAAAACAUAUAUCUUGAAUACACAUUAUUUAAUCGUCCAUUCCUUUGAUUGGCGACCAAUCUCAUCUUUAUGUAAGGCACGAUAUUGAUAUGCCAUAUCUUGGACUUUUUUAUAACUAUUAUUUCUUUUGUUGUUGUUA
This is a messenger RNA of Asparagus officinalis (garden asparagus), 1324 nucleotides long. RefSeq names its product pentatricopeptide repeat-containing protein At1g62350. Bases 51 to 767 code for a protein of 238 amino acids. The transcript is spliced from 2 exons. Gene Ontology annotation, molecular function: protein binding. Lineage: Eukaryota; Viridiplantae; Streptophyta; Magnoliopsida; Asparagales; Asparagaceae. The record is from RefSeq and is a predicted model, not a curated record.